Molecule: messenger RNA, 291 nt
Organism: Penicillium subrubescens
Lineage: Eukaryota; Fungi; Ascomycota; Eurotiomycetes; Eurotiales; Aspergillaceae
Exons: 1
Coding region: 1-291 (96 amino acids)
Source: RefSeq, a predicted model, not a curated record
AUGGAAUCAAGCCCCGGAUUACAGGUCCAGGAACAAGAGACCACGGAAGGCGACACGUUCGAGCGGGGUUUAGCUAUCGUCGCUAGGCAGGAUGGCAGGAUAACGGAUCAACCGAUCGAGCACACUCCCAAGGCCUUUGAGAAGCCUACACGAAUCGAGGACAAAACUAUGAGAGCGAUCGAUGCCGAACGGAUUCGAUCGACGUUCGCAACGGUCGGUGAUGGAGAAACGGGGCACACCCUUAUCAAUCGGAGCGUUUCAAGGCGGAAGAUGGGCAGUUCGGCCACCUGA